This is a messenger RNA of Kockovaella imperatae, 3701 nucleotides long. RefSeq lists its product as hypothetical. The coding region runs from base 272 to 3601 and encodes 1109 amino acids. The record is from RefSeq and is a predicted model, not a curated record. Lineage: Eukaryota; Fungi; Basidiomycota; Tremellomycetes; Tremellales; Cuniculitremaceae. Gene Ontology annotation, cellular component: cytosol. Gene Ontology annotation, biological process: AMP metabolic process; IMP salvage. Gene Ontology annotation, molecular function: AMP deaminase activity. The transcript has 14 exons.
ACCCACUCACCCGGACCCACCCCGAUCUCGAGAACGCCUCCAAAUAGACAUUGAGUCCAGCGGCCGAAGCGGCACCUAACAAAGGCUGUACAGGCGAGACACCAGGGGAGUUUGAUCGGCCGAGGAUGAAACAGGUCACGUGUCUCAGUCUCCCACGGUGUUGUCGAUGGUCUCUGUUGUCGGUCACACGGCGAUCGCCGCAUGAUGCAACAUUUUUGGGCAACUCCUGUGGCUCUCACAGUCGGCCAGAGUCUGCAACAGUUCACGCACAAUGGGUCCUGAGCGACAAUCAUCUCAGGCGAUCCCUAUUCCUCAACCCUCCACUCCAGUAGGCGACGAUGAUACGCCUCCCAAUGGUCCUGCUCAUCCAGUCGAUGUCUCACCUUCGUUCGAUUAUCACGACGAAAGGCGUCUUCACAUGAACGAUGAGAUUUGGUUAUCGCAUCAUCUGCCUCGACUUCCACCCGCUUCGCUCAAUGACAAGCAAGGUUUCUAUCCUGGAUCUAUCGGGUCGUCCUCCGUGACACCCGGUUCCAUGUCCCCUUCCAACCAUUUUGCUCAAAGUGCAGGACCAAGUCUAUCGUCAUCACCUCGAUUGGAACGUAAAGCAAAAGAGCGAGCGAUACCGAGUCAUGUAUCGAUAGGUCAACCACUUCAGGAUGCGAGUCCUUCGGCUUUUCAUCCCACAGCUCCGGAGCUCGACGUGCCGAGACACGCAGAAGGAGGAUCAAGGAUGACCCUGGAGGGGGAUGAUGGCGGCGACGAUGAAGGAGACCCUGGCAUGUCGACAAGCAACGCCGAACAGACACCAGCUGCGGACUUGCAUCCUGCCAAGGCUGGGAUCGACCCAGAUAACCGUGGGGACGAACAUGAACGUCUGAGCUACGCGAUUGAGCGAGACGAGCGAGAGUUGGAUCAAGGGGGAGGUUUCUCACAGAAUCAACAUGACUCAGGACAAGCCGCACAGGCUGCCCAGGAUGUGACCUUGUCCACACCAGAGCACAACAUUGGCUCAGAGCUGAAGUCUCUCUAUGGCUCAUUUGCGCGAUGCUUGGCAAUCCGAGACAAAUACAUGGCUUUGUCUUGCCAGCGUCUAGGUGAUAACCCAAGAGAUCACGAUGGUUCCUUCCAAGGCUUCAAUCCGCCGUCCUCAGGGGACGUUAGUGGCUUGAAACCCGAUGCAAACCAGGAUCAGUCUGAAGUCUUCCCUCCAAACCCAAGCAAUGAUGACGCUUUCAACGCUGCGCCAUUCCCAGCAUGGAAGAUUUAUCCUCCUCCACCUGCACCUCACUGGCACUGGACACCAGCGGAAGAUGGUAUUCGCCCAGAACAUGCCGAUGACCCAGAUGCUGCUCAAAGAGUUUCCUCAACCGCAGACGAUCCGUCCGCUAUCACUGGCGAACGAAGUGGAGGAAAAGACUCUCAAGCAUUCAGAAUUGAAACUUGCGAGAUCCCUUCUGGAGCGAAUGUCAAGUGUGAUUUUGGUCUCAACGAGGAAGGCGUCUUCGAAGUUUGGUACGAAGAUCUAGAAGCCACCGGAUCGAUUCCUGCUCCUGCUUCCGCAGCCAAACUGGAAACGGAACCGACGAGUCGCUCAGCGAAAGGCAAGGGGAAACAGAGGGUUUCCCGAGUGCCUUCCCUCAAAGAAUAUUUUACCGACCUUGACUACCUUCUGGGCGUAUGCUGCGAUGGCCCAGCCAAAUCAUUUGCUUUCCGACGACUCAAGUACCUCGCGAGCAAGUGGAGCAUGUAUUGCUUGUUGAACGAGUAUCAAGAAUUAGCAGAUAUGAAGGCUGUUCCGCAUAGAGACUUUUACAACGUCAGGAAAGUCGAUACGCAUAUACACCACUCUGCCAGUAUGAACCAAAAGCACCUGCUGCGAUUCAUCAAGUCAAAAUUGAAAAAGGCUCCAAAUGAGAUCGUCAUUCAUCGAGACGACAAGGACUUGACAUUGAAACAAGUCUUUGAAUCACUCAAACUCACCGCCUAUGACCUGUCGAUCGAUACGCUGGAUAUGCACGCGCAUCAGGAGUUCCACCGAUUCGACAGGUUCAAUGAUCGAUAUAAUCCUACUGGGUCAUCACGUCUGCGAGAGAUCUUCCUGAAAACGGACAACCUGCUGAAGGGCAAAUAUCUCGCCGAAUUAACACAGGAACUCAUCACCGACCUGGAGCAGAGCAAGUAUCAGAACUCAGAGUGGCGGCUAUCCAUUUACGGGAGGAGCAUGGCAGAAUGGGACAAGCUUGCCAAAUGGGUCAUCAAUAACAAGCUAUUAUCUCACAACGUCAGGUGGUUGAUCCAAGUCCCGCGACUGUAUAAUGUAUACAAGCAAGCUGGUCAAGUGGAUAGCUUUGAGGAUAUUGUCAAGAACGUUUUUCAACCCUUAUUCGAAGUCACCAAAGACCCCUCAACGCACCCGGAGCUCCAUGUCUUCCUCCAGAGAGUCGUUGGCUUCGACAGCGUCGACGACGAGUCGAAACCUGAGAGGAGGCUGUACCGAAAGUAUCCAACAGCUCAGAUGUGGACGACAACGCAAAGUCCGCCGUAUACAUAUUGGAUUUACUACAUGUAUGCGAAUAUGGCGAGCUUGAACGCCUGGCGACGAGCCAGGGGUUUCAAUACUUUCGUCCUCCGGCCUCACUGUGGCGAAGCUGGCGAUACCGAUCAUCUGUCCUCGGCAUUCCUCACUGCGCAUUCCAUCUCGCACGGUAUACUCUUGCGCAAAGUCCCCGCGUUGCAAUACCUCUACUAUUUGAAGCAGAUUGGUCUCGCCAUGUCGCCAUUGAGUAACAAUGCUUUAUUUUUGACAUAUGAACGCAAUCCAUUCAAGGAUUUCUUCCGGGCAGGAUUGAACGUCUCGCUGUCAACGGACGACCCGCUUCAGUUCCACUUCACUGCCUCUCAUUUGCUCGAAGAAUACUCUUGUGCUGCGCAGAUUUACAAACUCACCCCUGCGGAUAUGUGUGAACUGGCUCGAAACUCUGUUAUCCAAUCUGGUUGGGAAAUGCAAGUGAAGAAGCAUUGGAUCGGUCAAAAGUGGUAUCUUCCAGGAUCCGCAGGUAACGAUAUCCACAAGACCAACGUGCCUAAUAUUCGUCUUGCUUAUCGGCAUGCGACUCUGUUGGAGGAAUUAUCACUCAUCCAUCAUGGUCUUCAUUCACCUUCGGCCACCCCGACGCAUCUCAAGACGUACCCUGUUCUACCCAAUUCUCCCAUGGCCAAUACAAGUCUAGGUACGCCCAUUGCAGCCCCUGGUCCCGGUACAGGUCUGUCCAUGUCUGCCGGAGAUGUCGGUGCAGCAGCCAUGGCUCUAAGUACAAUUACAUCGCUACCGAGUUCCAUAUCCGAUGCCGUUGCUUCACGUCAAUUACCCGGCGGUCCAAUGAUCAGUCAUUCGACUAAACCCAGCCUGAGUUUGCCUCCUGGUGGCAUCGUCGGGUCCAUGGGUGGGAGUGUACCGGUGCCAUUACCCGUCAAUCCCAAUCCUGUACAGGUUAUCGAGGGCGCUUCUGCGUUGGACGAAAAGGCUAGGAGGAAGAGAAGUGUUGGGAAUUUCAAGCGGGACAUUGAAGAGUUCCGUACAGGAACGAGAGGGGAGUGAAGGGCGCACACACACAGCUGAGAGCAGAGUGGCACAACUACCCUGGCCAGGCCUCAUCAUGCAUUCGUGCCAUUGUUAGAGGAAUGGCGCUUCGGAGAUC